AUCUUUUAGCUAAAGGAACCAUUUGCCUUCACUUUAGCUUUUGAAUACUGGCUCAUUUGCUGAUACUACGGAAUUGCACUGACUUAUUAACCGAAGAACCGAAUGUUCUUCUGCAUUAUCAACCGAUGCAAUAUAUUUGUAUAUUUGUGAUUAAAAAAUGAAUGAUGGAAUGAAUUGGUAGUUCAACUAUUUUACGUAAUGAAGAACCCCCCUUAAUUUGGCUUUGAUGUACGAACAGUCUGAAGGUGAUUGCUGUUGAUGAAAAUCUGAACGUGAUUCACCAGGACAAUGUACAAUUUGACAGUGAACUCUCAGAAUACAGAACUCAGGGUGGGGUGCACAUCCAGAGUGACAGACUCACUGUUACCUCUCCAGUGCUGAUGUGGGUGAAGGCCCUUGACCGCAUUCUUGAGAAGAUGAAAAAUGAUGGGUUUGAUUUCUCUUGUGUAAAAGCUCUAUCAGGAAGUGGCCAGCAACAUGGUAGUGUGUACUGGAAGACGGGGGCCAGUCAAGUUCUUAAAAAUCUUGAUCCAGAAAAGCAUUUGCAUGAACUCCUGCUGGGGUGUUUCGCGAUGCCAGAUAGUCCGGUCUGGAUGGACUCCAGCACCACAGAGCAGUGUCACAACCUGGAGAUGGCCGUGGGCGGAGCCCAAAGACUGGCAGACAUUACUGGGUCACGUGCCUAUGAGCGAUUUACUGGGAAUCAGAUUGCCAAGAUUUGCAAAACAAAACCAGACCAGUACCAUCAAACUGAGAGGAUCUCGCUGGUGAGCAGUUUUGCCUCCUCUCUUUUUCUGGGCAACUAUGCUGAUAUCGAUUAUAGCGAUGGAUCAGGGAUGAAUUUGAUGGACAUCUUCACCAAACAAUGGGCACAGCUGUGUCUGAGUGCCAGUGCCCCUCAGCUGGCAGAAAAGCUUGGCAGCCCAGUACCUUCCACAGCAGUUCUGGGUCCGGUCUCCGCCUACUUUAUCAGCCGCUAUGGAUUCCCAGUAGACUGCAAAGUAGUGGCUUUCACAGGGGACAAUCCAGGUUCUCUUGCAGGGAUGAGACUGCAGGAAGGAGACAUAGCAGUGAGUCUUGGCACCAGUGAUACAGUCUUCCUCUGGAUCAAGGACCCCAAACCUACUGUGGAAGGACACAUCUUCUGCAAUCCUGUUGACUGCCAGGCCUUCAUGGCUUUAAUAUGCUUCAAGAAUGGCUCCCUAACUAGAGAGAGAAUCCGGAAUGAGUGUGCUGGAGGCUCAUGGGAGGUUUUUUCCAAGGCCCUGAGGUCCGUUCCCAUGGGAAACAAUGGGAACAUGGGCAUCUAUUUUGAUACGAUGGAAAUCACACCACCUACUGCUGGGGUUCACAGAUUUAAUGAAGAGAACACUAAGGUAGCAGGAUUUUCAGAGGAGGUUGAAAUCCGAGCAUUAGUCGAGGGACAGUUCCUGGCAAAGAGGGUCCAUGCUGAAAAGCUGGGGUAUAAAAUCAUUCCUGGAACAAGAGUGCUUGCGACAGGAGGAGCCUCCUCAAACAAAGAUAUUCUACAGGUCCUGUCUGAUGUGUUCAGUGCUCCUGUGUACACAAUCGACACAGCCAACUCUGCCUGUUUAGGCUGUGCCUACAGAGCCAUGCAUGGAACUGUGGCUGGAAGAGGAGUGAGUUUUUCUGAGGCAGUCAGCAAAGCCCCAGAACCAAAGCUUGCUGUGACACCAACCCCAGGAGCAGAAAAGAUUUUUGAACCACUGUUGAAGAGAUACGCAGAACUGGAAGAGAGAGUGUACAAGGAAUCACAACAUUAAGGAUUAUUACCCUCUUCUUUUAGGGAACAAUAAUGAAAUUACUUUGCUAAUGGAAAAAUGAUAGCAUGGCCUUAAAGGUGAAGCAUGUAGCAUUAAUGCUUCCAGUUAAUCCCUGUAAGUAUAAUACUUUUGUUAUGAAAAUAAUUGUAGCAUGAUAAUAUACUGUUCUUGUCGAAGAGAUGCAUUUGAGCAUGUACAUAAGGUCAGGGACAGCAUCAGAUCCCUAUUGGCCAUUUCCAGGAUACAAUUACAGUAUGAUGAUGUAAUGCCACUUUUUAAAUUAAAUCUACUUUGCCACCUCC
Anguilla anguilla (European eel) is the source of this 2086-nucleotide messenger RNA. RefSeq names its product xylulokinase homolog (H. influenzae) (gene xylb). Gene Ontology annotation, molecular function: D-xylulokinase activity. Bases 381 to 1784 code for a protein of 467 amino acids. The transcript is spliced from 19 exons. Gene Ontology annotation, cellular component: cytosol. Lineage: Eukaryota; Metazoa; Chordata; Actinopteri; Anguilliformes; Anguillidae. The record is from RefSeq and is a predicted model, not a curated record. Gene Ontology annotation, biological process: xylulose metabolic process; D-xylose metabolic process.